Ailuropoda melanoleuca (giant panda) is the source of this 3137-nucleotide messenger RNA. It is a transcript of the gene TBX5, whose product is annotated as T-box transcription factor 5. The transcript is spliced from 9 exons. The record is from RefSeq and is a predicted model, not a curated record. NCBI's taxonomy places the organism in Eukaryota, Metazoa, Chordata, Mammalia, Carnivora, Ursidae. Gene Ontology annotation, biological process: regulation of transcription by RNA polymerase II; cell fate specification; cardiac left ventricle formation. The coding region runs from base 61 to 1614 and encodes 517 amino acids. Gene Ontology annotation, cellular component: chromatin; nucleus. Gene Ontology annotation, molecular function: RNA polymerase II cis-regulatory region sequence-specific DNA binding; DNA-binding transcription factor activity, RNA polymerase II-specific.
UGCACCGGCUUCGCCCAGCGAGAGCAGGACCCUGCGCGGGCACAGGGUGCCGGGCACACCAUGGCCGACGCAGACGAAGGCUUUGGCUUGGCGCACACACCCCUGCAAACUGAAUCAAAGGAUCUACCCUGCGACUCCAAGCCCGAGAGCUCCCUGGGGGCCCCCAGCAAGUCCCCGGCGUCCCCGCAGGCCGCCUUCACCCAGCAGGGCAUGGAAGGGAUCAAGGUGUUUCUCCACGAAAGAGAACUGUGGCUGAAAUUUCACGAAGUAGGCACGGAAAUGAUCAUAACCAAGGCUGGGAGGCGGAUGUUUCCCAGUUACAAAGUGAAGGUGACCGGCCUUAAUCCCAAAACGAAAUACAUUCUCCUCAUGGACAUCGUUCCAGCCGAUGACCACAGAUACAAGUUCGCAGAUAAUAAAUGGUCUGUGACGGGCAAAGCGGAGCCCGCUAUGCCGGGCCGUCUCUACGUGCACCCGGAUUCGCCAGCCACCGGAGCGCACUGGAUGCGGCAACUGGUCUCCUUCCAGAAACUCAAGCUCACCAACAACCACCUGGACCCAUUUGGGCAUAUUAUUCUAAAUUCCAUGCACAAAUACCAGCCCAGAUUACACAUUGUGAAGGCGGAUGAAAAUAAUGGAUUUGGCUCAAAAAAUACUGCGUUCUGCACCCACGUCUUUCCUGAGACAGCCUUUAUCGCGGUGACUUCCUACCAGAACCACAAGAUCACCCAAUUAAAGAUUGAGAAUAAUCCCUUUGCCAAAGGAUUCCGGGGCAGCGAUGACAUGGAACUGCACAGAAUGUCAAGAAUGCAAAGUAAAGAAUAUCCUGUGGUUCCCAGGAGCACCGUAAGACAAAAAGUAGCCUCCAACCACAGUCCUUUCAGCAGUGAGCCUCGAGCUCUCUCUGCCUCAUCCAACUUGGGGUCCCAGUACCAGUGCGAGAAUGGUGUGUCCGGCCCCUCCCAAGACCUCCUGCCCCCACCCAACCCAUACCCACUGCCCCAGGAGCACGGUCAGAUUUACCAUUGCACCAAGAGGAAAGAUGAAGAAUGUUCCACCACAGACCAUCCCUACAAGAAGCCCUACAUGGAGACGUCGCCCAGCGAGGAGGACCCUUUCUACCGCUCGGGCUACCCCCAGCAGCAGGGCCUGAGCGCCUCCUACCGGACAGAGUCCGCGCAGCGGCAGGCCUGCAUGUACGCCAGCGCGCCACCCAGCGAGCCGGUGCCCAGCCUGGAGGACAUCAGCUGCAACACGUGGCCCAGCAUGCCGUCCUACAGCAGCUGCACGGUCACCACGGUGCAGCCCAUGGACCGGCUCCCCUACCAGCACUUCUCGGCCCACUUCACCUCGGGGCCCCUGGUCCCCCGGCUGGCCAGCAUGGCCAACCACGGCUCCCCGCAGCUCGGGGACGGAAUGUUCCAGCACCAGACCUCCGUGGCCCACCAGCCUGUGGUCAGGCAGUGUGGGCCUCAGACUGGCCUGCAGUCCCCCGGUGGCCUGCAGCCCUCCGAGUUCCUCUAUUCUCACGGCGUGCCAAGGACCCUGUCCCCACACCAGUACCACUCCGUGCAUGGCGUUGGCAUGGUGCCAGAGUGGAGUGAAAACAGCUAAAGAGAGGCCUGCUUCCUCACAGACAGUUGCUAGAGAGAGAGGAGAGAGAGAACGAGAGAGAGAGAGAGAGAGAGAAUGUGCGGGAGAGGAGGAGAGAGACAGUAGCAGAGAGAACCCCACGGACGACAUUUUUCAUUUCAGUGUUCACGUCUGCACUCGAGAGCCCCGGGCGCUGAUCUAAUCAGCCGCUUGAAACCACAAUUCAAAAAAUGUGACUUUGUUGUUCGUCUCAAAACCAACCAAGAAAAGAUGAGCCCCCACCUGCCACGACCACCACCCUCAUCGGCUGGCCAUGUUCACACCACCUCCAGAUGUCCUCCGUGAUUCCUUCUUUUGGUCUCCAGAAAGCCUUGCCUUAUUGAGUGUUUUGGCUGAAUGGCAUAGUCGGAGUCUUCCCUGUCUUGGUGUUAAUGUUGACAUUGUUAUAUUAAUAAAUAAUAAUAUAUUUUUUUCUUUCAAUUUUCUUAAUGGGACCCAGUCCCUUAUUUUUGGGGGAGGUCUGAGGCAAGUGUGUUUCAAAAUAUGUACUUGUGGGGUUCCCCCUCAAAUAUACCACCCCUGAAACCUAAAUUUACCACCCUGCCCUUGACUAAGGAAUGACCUACCUCUGUUCUGUGACGUUCCCGAAAAGUUCCCUACGUCCCGGCUUUUGUCCGAUUUUUCCUUCCUUGCCCAUCAUAACGGAGCCCAGUGUGGCCCUCUCCUUAUAAUGUUGUCCUCCAUCUGGCCUCCUAUCUCCCUCGGCCCUCCUGUCUUCCCAGCUCUGUGUCUUUCCAGCCGUCUGUCGCUGAAACGUGGCCUAUAGCUUCCCGACCGGAAAGCUUGCUUUGAAAAACUUGAAAAGCCCUGGUUUACAUGUGGGCAGAACUGUGAUAAAGCAGGGAGCAAAUUCUGUGCUGACAAGCGUUGCAAAAAGGCCAAAAUAAAUAUUGGUCCUGAUAAAACACAAAGCCAGCCCCAAGCUUCCAAACCUCCAUCACCGACGACCCGCCCCGGAUGCCCAGCAAAGCCCCACCGUUCCUACAGAAGAGGCCAGACGUGCUCGCCGAUUGGUUCUCGCCAAAGAAAUCACACCGACACCAGAGGCCGACACAAAACUGUGGUUAUUGAAAGCAGAAAACAGUAUAAAAAAAUAAGCAUGUAAGUAAAAUGUUAUUGCAGGGUUCUUCAGAUGUAAUAUUUUACUGGUACUAUUUAUUUAUAAAUAGGAGUUCUAAUUAAGUAAUAACAUGAAAUGAAAUCCAGCAUGGGAGCUGGCCAAGAGCUUUUAAUUUUAUUAAUACUCAAAACCAAGUUUGCGUUUGUUUGUUUUUUUUUUUCCUUUCGAAUGUGCUUUGCUUUCUUGAUUAAAAAAAAAAUUUUUUUUAACUGACCCUAAUAAAGAGAACAGGGUAAUAUGUGAGGCUAAGUGUGUCCCAGUACGUGCGAGUGUGUGACUAUGUUUGCACGUGAGUGUCUUCAUGCGAUUAUGUCUUUUUAUGUUGCUAAGGGGUGGGGUGAGGAUUAAGUACUCGUUUCGUAUA